Molecule: messenger RNA, 1715 nt
Organism: Mercenaria mercenaria
Lineage: Eukaryota; Metazoa; Mollusca; Bivalvia; Venerida; Veneridae
Exons: 2
Coding region: 951-1532 (193 amino acids)
Source: RefSeq, a predicted model, not a curated record
GUAUAUUGUAGAAAAUGACGCAGUAUUAUAUUAAGCAUUAAUACCAAAUAAAUUAAAGUGGAACGGGUACUGUUUACGCAUGUUUUUAAUGUCAAAGAUUAGUAACAUCAUUCGAUUCAACACUUACAGUUUGCUUUGGUGACUCGCUAAUCCCUUUUGAUAUGUACAAGGGUUAAAAGAUAUACCAUUUCAUAAAUAAUACAACAAAUACUUAAGAUAUCUUAAUAUAGAAUAUUUUAUCAAAUAGACGGACAAUCUUGUUCAAUACUAUAUAAUUAUGUCGUGAAUGGUUAAAACCUUGCGAAGUGGCGUUUUAUCGGUCUUCAAUCGGAUGGCUUUUGAAUAACUGCUAUUGUAUUUAUUUAUCGGUUAAAAACCAUGGUUUGACAACUCUGAAAUCGUGACCGAGGAAUGAACAUUUGUAAAAAAAAAAAAGUGCAUUUUUUGUUAAGAGAUAUAACAUGGCGACUGGCACCGAAUGCGUGAGGAGGAAAGUUUCAUUUUAAUUAGAACAAGAAAAAAGCUGCUGGUGGACGCUUACAUUGGAACUUAAAUGACAUAGACACGGGAAUAUUCGAACUGUUAAGGAUUGCAUGAAAAGGGAACAUACGAAGAAGGAUUUGCAGUUGAGAAGGAUCACAUGUUCUAGAAGUCAUCUCUAGCUAAUGAAGCUUGUGCUGGAUUUUGUAAUAUUGUGUAACAUUUUAGCUCUAAUUGGAUCAGUCCACAUAAUUAGAGAUACGCGGAUAUAACAUUUCACUUGAUAUGUUUUAAUAUCACUUUCCAGUGCGUAGCUUGAACUGGAUUUUAAGGCAAAGUUAAACUUGAAUAUCGCGUUGCAGUGUGAACUGGUUUGUAUGGCCACAUGAUUGCGGAAGCAACCAUUUGAUUUAAAGGAGAAUAAUUUAUCAAAGAUAUCGUUUGUUAAUUUCUCAAAAAAGUGUCUUAAAAUGGCGAAUCAGCGAAGAGGAAGAAAAGGAUUUCAUCACGAUAUUAUAAAUGUUACAGAACUUGAUGAUGACCUGGAAGAAUUUACUUUAUCCAGUGACAUAAAUCCUAGCAAAUCAAAGACAAGUACUACAAUUGGUCAUGCGGGCGCAGCUACUAUUACUGGGCACGUAAAAACGAAUUAUUCCGUUCUGUUGCCGAAAACAGCAUAUCACGACCCUUUAAAGACAAUUAGUGUGAAAGACCCCUUUGCGGAGAAAAGUAAAUUGAACUUAGACAGAAAUAAUAAAACACCCAGUUCGUCGUUCAAGCUUGACAAUGACUUAAAACGAAAUACUCUGCAAAAUACCUCAGCAGGCCAAACUGGACUAAAUAAAGAUGCUGUGUCUACGCAAAAUAGUCCCCAGGUGACAAAAACAACAACCACACGCGGACUCGCAUCUACGCCAUUGAAUAAGAAUAACCCAGUCACAACAACAUAUAUAACUAAACGAUAUAAUGCUACACCAAGGGUAGAUAAGAAUAAAAAAGGAUUUAGCCGCGAAGAGAAAGACCUUUAUAUAGAUGAUAUUGAAGAUUUUUAAAAAUUACUUUUGAAUAACCAGAUAAAUACUCAGGUUGCUUCCGGUGAUGUUUAUUGUAGGUGGUGUUUAAGACAGAUAAGAAACUGGCAGAAGAAAAGGAAAUAGUUUUGACGAGAAGAAAACUAUUUUUCUGGAUUCUUUCGACUCAUGAGUAAAGAAAUAAAGCUAUGCAGUAGUUAAGAA